Vavraia culicis subsp. floridensis is the source of this 573-nucleotide messenger RNA. RefSeq lists its product as uncharacterized. The transcript has a single exon. The coding region runs from base 1 to 573 and encodes 190 amino acids. Lineage: Eukaryota; Fungi; Microsporidia; Pleistophoridae. Gene Ontology annotation, molecular function: CDP-diacylglycerol-inositol 3-phosphatidyltransferase activity. The record is from RefSeq and is a predicted model, not a curated record. Gene Ontology annotation, cellular component: Golgi apparatus; membrane. Gene Ontology annotation, biological process: phosphatidylinositol biosynthetic process.
AUGAACACCAAGGUUCUCUUCUACGUCCCCAACAUCGUAAAUUAUUUCCGCCUGCUCCUCGUAAUAUCAAGCAUAUACCUGCACGAAGAUCCGUUCCUCCUGGUUUACACCAUUUCAUCAUCUAUCGAUCUGAUAGAUGGCACGAUAGCACGUUCACUCAACCAGACGAGCAAGUUGGGCGCAUGUCUGGAUAUGUUCACCGACAGGCUUACGACCACUAUCAUAGUGUGCAAGAUAUUGGAGAGAAAACGGUCAAGGAGCCUGAUAUUCCUGCUGUUCAUCGAUCUGCUCUCACAUAUGUUGCUCUUUACCUCAUCGAUGGCCGAGAACGUAUCGCACAAGGAGCCUUUCCUGGGCAUUCUUAAGGUGUACUACCAGAAGAUUGUGCUGAUAUUGCUGUGCGUGGGAACGGAGGUGUACUACGUUGUGAAGUACUUGGAUACGUACAAAAAGGUGAACAGGAAGGUAAUUGUUCUGUUCUAUACGUUCUUGAUUGCUAAGAGCUUCUUCCAUUUCAUGCAGCUGUUUGAGGGGCUGUGCAGAUUGAGCGAUUUGGAUGGUAAGAAGGAUUAA